UCGCAGGAUUGGGGAGGCCGCGCAGCGCUGCCGCUAUGAGCCUGGGCACCACAGAUCUGGCCUCGGAGACGGGAGAUGACAGUCUGUCUGCUAUUACCUUUGAUUCUGACGUUGAGUCGAAAACAAAAAGAAAAAAUUUCCACAAACCUCCUUCUACAUCACCAAAGUCGCCUUACUACUCCAAGCCCAAAAAAGUGACCUCCUGGCGAUCUCUGAAGACAGCAGGGAGCAUGCCUCUGAGUAGCAGAAUGUCCUUGACCCCACAGAAGCUGUGGCUGGGAACCUCGAAACAAGGUCACGUCUCUGGGACUUCCGUCUACAGAGAGAAAGAGGACAUGUACGAUGAGAUCAUCGAGUUGAAGAAGUCCUUACAUAUGCAGAAAAGUGAUGUGGAUCUGAUGAGAACAAAACUUCGGCGCUUGGAAGAGGAGAACAGCAGAAAGGAUCGGCAGAUCGAACAGCUUCUGGAUCCAGGUCGAGGCCCCGACUUCGUGCGAACCUUGGCAGAGAAGAAGCCUGACACUGGCUGGGUCAUCACGGGCCUCAAGCAAAGGAUCUUCAGGCUGGAGCAGCAGUGCAAGGAGAAGGACAACACUAUCAACAAACUGCAGACGGAUAUGAAGACCACCAACCUGGAAGAGAUGCGCAUCGCCAUGGAGACAUACUACGAAGAGAUCCAUCGUCUGCAGACCCUCCUGGCGAGUUCUGAAGCCACAGGAAAGAAGCCCAUGGUGGAGAAGAAGUUGGGUGUGAAGAGGCAGAAGAAGAUGAGCAGUGCCCUGCUCAACUUAACCCGGAGCGUGCAGGAGCUGACGGAGGAGAACCAGAGCCUGAAGGAGGACCUGGACCGCAUGCUGAGUAACUCCCCCACCGUCUCCAAAAUAAAGGGUUACGUGGACUGGAGCAAGCCCCGGCUGCUGAGACGCAUCGCAGAGCUAGAAAAGAAAGUGAGUUCCUCAGAAAGCCCAAAGCAGUCUGCUUCAGAGCUGGGCAAGCCAAAUCCCUUGGUCCGCUCCCCAUCCAACGUCUCAGUGCAAAAACAGCCAAAAGAGGACCAGUCCAAAGAGGACCAGCCCAAAGUGGAUCCGUCUGAGGACCAAGAGCAUCUCCAAGGAGCCCUGAAGAGCCUGAAAGAGGAGCUGAGUGCACUGCAGGAGCAACUGCUGGAGAAAGACCUGGAGAUGAAACAGCUGCUACAGUACAAGGUCGACCUAGAGCAGGAGCUGGAGACAGCUAGGGAAAGCGUGAAGAGGAGGCAGGAGCAGGAGCAGGCUUGGAGGGAGGAAAUUGAAGCACUCACCAAAAAGUGUCAAGAACUGGAAGAAGCUAAGAGACAAGAAAGAGACUCCUUCAUAGCAAUGACUCAUGAGGCUCACCCAGAACUCCAAGCACCCUCAACCUGCAGCAAGCACUCAGAGCCACACUCCGACAACAGUGCUGGUGAGGAAGGCAGCUCCCAACCCCCUGCCCUGUGCUCCGAAGAGAGGAGAGAGGCUGCCAUCAGGACUCUGCAGGCCCAGUGGAAGGCCCAUAGGCACAAGAAAAGAAAAGCAGCUUUGGAUGAGGCAGCGACUGUGCUCCAGGCGGCCUUCAGGGGACAUCUAGCUCGUUCAAAGCUUGUACGAAGCAAAGCCCCAGACUGCAGGUCUCCGAGCCUGCCGGGCCCUCCUAGCCCUCUUAACCAGAGCUCUCCUACUCCCCGUGUCCCAAGCCCCGUCUCCCCAGCUGAGGACAACCCAGCACAGGAGGAGGCCAUUGUCGUCAUCCAGUCCAUCCUCCGUGGAUACCUGGCCCAGGCCAGGUUCAUUGCCAACUGCUGCCGAAAGAUAGCCGUGUCCUCUCAGAGGGGAGCUGUUUCAGUGACACCCUCAGAGUCUGCCUCCCCACCCUCCCUCGCAGCUUCUCCAGGAGAGGGCAGCGAGGCGAGCGGUGGGGAGGCUGCUGAGGAUGAAGAUGAGGCAGAGGAGCCGCCAGACCUGCAGCCCUACUCAGGAGCAAUCGGUGUGGGGCUCUAUGCCGAGGAGGAGCAGAGGGAGACGGUCACAUUUGAACCUGCUCCCUCAGUCCCCAACUCCACCCGAGGGGGCUGCGGGGACUGCCUGUCCCCAUCCAGUCUGGAGGCUGUGCCCAGUGUGAAGGAGGUGAUGUGUGAGGAAAGGAGCAGCAGCAGUGGAAGUGCAGGGCCGUCCCUGGCUGAGCCCUGUCCCCCAAGACUGCAGCCCUUGUCACCGCCACCCGUGGAGGACGUCUGCUCGGAUGACUCAGAUGACAUUAUCUUUUCGCCAUUUCUGCCCAGGAAGAAAAGCCCCUCCCCAUUCUAGGACCCCAGUCAUUGCCUCCAGGUGAGGUGGCUGUGGGGACAAGUUAGAGAACUCUGACUCUAAGAAGAUGGCUAUCUUGCUGGGGAAGAGCCCUGCCUCGCUCGGGAACACCUCAGCCAUCCAUUUUCUUAUGUGUCGUGCCCGUGCCUUUGAGGGAUCCUGGUGGCUCUGUGCUCUCUGGGGAUGGAGGGAAGAACGGAAGGAGGGAGGGUGGCUACCUCCCACUUCCAUGUCUGGCCUCCCAGGGCAGCGGCGAGUCCUGCAAAGAUGAGAACUUGCCCUCAACCUUGGCACUGUCAGCUGCCAUGUAGGCCUAGCCUUCCUGGUCCGCUGCUGCCCAGUGCCUUAACAGGUGCUACAGCUAAGUCUCCCUUGCCCACAGCAGGAUGCAGUCAUAGGAGAGCCAGCAAGAAGCUGUGGACAUCAGGGCUCCCAACUGAGUCCCUGUCACAUGGGCUCCUUAUUCCUCCUGUUCUUAUCCCCCACCACCUCCACCCCCACCCCAGGAGCAUGAACUCUGGGAAGAGUACCAGGCAGCAGCAACACAGAAUGGUACAGCCACUAAUGAGAAGCGGCCCGAGGAUGGCUCAGGUCACCCAGACACAAGGCAGACAGCAGGGCCGGGAGGCAGCCCAUUGUCCCAGAGGAGAUAAUGUCUCAGGGAAGGACAAAUUCCAGUCCGAGCCUGUCACUGGUAGUGCAGAGGUACCUGCAGACCACCAGUGCCAUCUGGCCCACGAAUCAUUCAGCAGCUUGAGGUGUUGGCCCCUUGUCUGUGAAAUUAGCUCCUGUCAGUGGGUGAGAAUGAGGGACUUCGGGCUUGGGCAGGGUUUUAGAAGUACCCAGAGUGAGCAGUCAUGAGUUGGGGUAGGGUUCCAUGUAGCUUAGGCCUGCUGCCCAAGUGUGCCCUGGAGAGUGCCUGUUGGACUGGCCACUGGUUUUCUCCAUAGGUCACUGGAGAUGGAACUUCCGGGUUCCAUAGAACUGGCAUUUGUCUCAGGAAAGACCUAAUGUUAUAAGGUUCCUUCUUGAACUAGACAGUGGGAACACCCAAAAGGUUUGCUUUUAGGGACCAUUUAAUUCCUGGCCUCCUUCUCCACAAAACACCUGCCUGAUAUGGCACACAGCAGGCUGGGCAUGGGAGACCCAGGAAGUGAGCUGGACUUGGCAGUUAGUGACCAGGAAGGGGGCCCAGCUUUGUCUACCUGCUUCCUGGAAGGUUUAAGUACCCCUAAUAUUGUGAUGGGACCAGGGGCAGCUGCCUACCCAUUUUUCUCCACCAGGGGGCAAAAAAACAACUCAGCCAGGACCCUGGCUGGCUCUUUUGGCCUGUAGGCUGCCUGCCAAGUUAGUUUCUCAGUGAACUGAUGGCUACUUUACUCACAUGGCAGCCGACUGGAGCCCUUGUAGAUCUGCUUCCAUGUCAGAAUUUGGCUCUGUUCCCUGUGAUUGAUGCCACCACUUGAAGCUUCAGAUCCCACCCUCUAAGACCUAAGACAGCGGCUACAGGUGGCCCUCGUGUGCCUGUACCUUCCCUGGGGCCAGCAGGGGUCUGCAUACCGCCCCCUGCCCCCCUCCCUUGUUUAACAGCAGCCAUUUGUGCACUGAGUGUUCUGAGUGAGCAAGCAGUCACAAGUUGGGGUGGGGUGUCUGCACCUUCACCCAAGGGAGUGCUCCACCUCAGGAAAAGGGGCUAUGCAAGAUGGCACCCCAGCUGCAGGGCAGGACCAACCUGUACACCCAGCCUGGCUAGUAGGUAGUGAGGUCUGAUCAGCCCCUGCACCUGGGUUUUCUGAGAACAUGCCUCUGAAAAACAGGGAAGCUGUAACCCUCCUGUGCUUUGGUGCAGCAGCCAAUCUAUUAAAGGCCAACCCUGUCUUAAAGCUGCCCCAGUAAAUGUGGGUGCCUGAAGCCUCUGGCUUUGGCAGGUGUCCUGUGUCCUCUGCACUCCACCCACGCGCCAUUGCCAGAGCAGAUUGCCCCUGGCUUAUCUGAAUCAGAGAAAGCGCCUGGGGGAGGGGCAUGGUAGCCUGUCUGGGGUCUGGGGGCAGUGCAGUGAGCUCCCCCUGACCUCUCCAGGAGCUGAUGUGGGAACUGGAAGUCCUGCCGGCCUGAACCUCACCUGAUAUGUAAGACAGAGUCCAUGUGCUUGGCUUGGUUUUGUAGGUAAAGUUUCCCACGCCUGACUGGCCGGCUAGGGCCAUUGACAAAACCAAAACUACAGAGGGAUGAGGUCUAUGCCAACCGCCAGGGACUAUGGUAGGAUCGGGGGAGGAGCAGAGGCCGUGGCUGGGCCAAGCCUUCUGAGAGUGUGACUAGUCUGGGACACAGUCAGCUGUGGCCUGUGAACUGUAAGUGGGGCCUUAGGAAGCAGCACAAUUUAUCCCUGGGGGUAGUAGGAAUGGAGACAUUUCUGAGGGCCUUAGACCUCAGUAUUCAGAACCAAAGCGGGCCCAGGUAUGUGCACUGAAACGGGUAAGUGACGUCACUGUGCCCCAUAGCACCACCUCCACAUCACCUUGAGGCUUAAAGAACAGGAGUGAGCCUUCUGUGUAGGCUGGUAGGUAGUUCAUCUCUA
Molecule: messenger RNA, 4899 nt
Organism: Arvicanthis niloticus (Nile rat)
Lineage: Eukaryota; Metazoa; Chordata; Mammalia; Rodentia; Muridae
Source: RefSeq, a predicted model, not a curated record